AUGUCUGGUCGUAAAAAGAAAGCUGAACCCCAACCCAAAUCUGGAGUAUCCAAAUCUGUGCGGGCCGGAAUCUCCUUCCCUGUUGCCCGCAUCCAAAGGCUUAUUAGGAAGGGCAACUACUGCAACCGUGUGGGCACUGGUGCGGCUGUCUACCUCGGCGCCGUCUUGGAGUACUUGUGCGCUGAAAUUUUGGAGCUGGCAGGCAACGCCAGCCGUGACAAUAAGAAGCGGCGCAUCUCUGGUCGGCAUAUCCUACUGGCGGUAAAGAACGAUGAAGAGUUAAACGAGCUUCUGGCCGGUGUUACAAUUUCAGAAGGUGGUGUGAUCCCAAAUAUCCAUGCUGCACUCAUUCCAAAAAAGACCUUGAAGCCUAAAGAUGGUGACGUUGCCACCGAUGUUCAGUCUCAAGAUUACUGA
Molecule: messenger RNA, 417 nt
Organism: Nerophis lumbriciformis (worm pipefish)
Lineage: Eukaryota; Metazoa; Chordata; Actinopteri; Syngnathiformes; Syngnathidae
Source: RefSeq, a predicted model, not a curated record